AUGAAGAAAGAUACGGUGACCCUGGGGAGAGUUGACUCUCAAUCUGGGGCGGAGCCAGUUACCGGCGACGAUUUACGACUUGCUCAACUCGGUCACGCGCAGGAGUUGAAGAGACAGUUCUCGCUUCCUGCCCUGGGCGCAUUAUGUGUGUGUCUGAUGGCAACAUGGGAGGCGCUGUCAACUGUUGUUGCGCCGGCUCUUGUGAGCGGCGGAGCACCUUGCCUGUUCUAUAACCUUGUGCUCUCAACUGUCUGCACAGUCUGUAUCGCCUCUUCUCUGGGGGAAAUUGCGUCAAUCUACCCUACAGCAGGAGGCCAGUACCACUGGGUUGCAGCUUUGUGCCCGCCCUCGACUCGAUCCGCGGCAGCAUUCACAACUGGCUGGAUUUCAGUGGGAGGACAAGUUGUGUUAACUUCAUCCGCUGCUUUCGCGGCUGGUCUCCAAGUCCAGUCUCUGAUCAUCCUCAACGAUGACUCUUACAUCCCGGCAAGGUGGCAGGGCAUGUUGUUCUACUGGGCUAUACUAGUAUACGGAAUGACUAUGAAUAUCUGGGGACACAGGCUUCUGCCCACAGCCAACAUCGUGUCUGGCGUUCUUCACGCAACUGGUUUCAUCGCCAUAUUGAUUGUCCUCGGGGUCAUGGCUCCGAAGAACACGGCAUCUUUCGUCUUCAAGGAAUUCACCAACUCCAGCGGCUGGGAAAGCGACGGGGUGUCUUGGCUCGUCGGCCUCAUCAGCGCCGUAUACCCCUAUCUCGGCUACGACGCAGCCUGCCACUUAGCCGAAGAACUCCCCAACGCGAGCCGCGACGUGCCCAUCGCGAUGGUAGGCAGCGUGGUCGUCAACGGCAUCAUGGGCCUCAUCUACGGCACCGUCCUCCUCUUCUCCACCGGCCCCCUCGACGCCCUCCUCUCCACGCCGACCGGGUACCCCUUCAUGCAGAUCUUCCUCGACGUCACAAAGUCCCACGGCGGCGCCACCUUCAUGUCCCUCGUCAUCAUCCUCACCGCCAUCGCCGCCACCGUCGCCGGCAUCACCUCGACGUCCAGGACGCUGUGGGCCUUCGCCCGCGACAGGGCCACGCCGUACGACCGGUACCUGAGCAGGGUCGACAGGCGCCACCAGAUCCCCGUCUUCUCCGUCGUCCUCGUCACCGUGCUGCAGAUGCUGCUCGGGUUCAUCUACCUCGGCAACACGACGGCGUUCAACGCCAUCCUGUCCAUGGCCAUCAUCGGCAUGUACUCGAGUUACAUCAUCCCCAUCUGCUACAUGAUGGCGUACGGUCGGAGGACCCUUAAGCGGUCUGACUACGGUCCGUUCAAGCUCGGCCCUGUUCUCGGUCCUGUCUUGAACGUCAUCAGUCUGGUCUGGAUGGUUGUGGUGAUCAUCUUCAGUACUUUCCCCUCGGCGAUGCCCGUCACGCCGCAGAACAUGAACUAUUCCAUCGUCGUGAUGAGCGGGUGGCUUUGCUUUGGAAUCGUCUACUACGUUUCAUUCGGGCGGAAGAAGUUUGAGGUGCCGGUAGUAGAUAGCAACAUCGUCACUGGGAUCUCCGUGCCCGCGGACAUUGAUGUUUGA
Molecule: messenger RNA, 1578 nt
Organism: Colletotrichum karsti
Lineage: Eukaryota; Fungi; Ascomycota; Sordariomycetes; Glomerellales; Glomerellaceae
Exons: 5
Coding region: 1-1578 (525 amino acids)
Biological process (GO): amino acid transport; transmembrane transport
Cellular component (GO): membrane
Molecular function (GO): transmembrane transporter activity
Source: RefSeq, a predicted model, not a curated record